AUGAGCCGCUCCGAUCCCGACUUGCACCGCGCCAUCUCGCUCCGCCCUUCGCCAUUCCAUCAAUAUCCGGAGCGCAUAUCCGAAUCGCACGACCGAGCAGAACCUGCGCAGACGACAGCCUUCGACCACAGCAAGAGCACCAACGCACACGACCCCAUAGCACGACCAGUCUAUUCGCGAAACAGCUCCGAGCAAGAACGAGAUGAUGUCGAGCAGCAAAGCCUACCCGCGUACAGCGACCUCAACGACCCGUAUUCCCUCCGAAGCGGUCUGAAGACGGUGGAGGAGAUUGAUACUAUCAAGGCCAACACCUCCCGGAAGCGGACAGCGGGAUGCGCGCCAGUGUCUCAGUCGAAAGAUGUGGUGAGGGCGCAUAAGAUCAAAGGGUUUUACGAGGCGCAGAAUGAGCGGAUUGAAAAGUUGUUGAGGCCGGUGGACGAGCACGUACGGUUGGCAAAGGAGGAGCAGGGCGCGGAUGCGUUGCAGUUCAAGAUUGCUGUCAAUGCUAGCUUUGCUGCGAACGUCAUCCUGGCCAUCUUGCAGGUGUACGGGGCCACCAGCUCUGGUUCGCUAUCGUUGUUCACGACUAUGGCUGAUGCUAUUUUUGACCCUGCGAGCAACCUCACGCUCAUCCUCUGCAACCGAGCCGUUAAGCGCGUCGACCCCCGCCGCUUUCCCAGUGGCAAAGCCCGCAUCGAAACCUCCGGCAACAUCGCCUUCUGCUUCCUCAUGACCGCCGUCUCCUUCAUCCUGAUCGUAGAAUCUAUCCGCUCUCUCGUCGAAGGCAACAACGGCGAGGAGACCGGCCGCUUCCAUCUCCCCUCCGUCAUUGCAGUGGCCAUCGCGUUCGCAACCAAACUGGCUUUGUUCCUCUACUGCUGGGCGCUGCGCCACAAGUACUCCCAGAUCCACAUCCUCUGGGAAGAUCACCGCAACGACCUCUUCAUCAAUGGUCUCGGACUGCUGACAAGCGUGCUGGGAAGUAAGCUGAAAUGGUGGAUCGACCCCAUGGGCGCCAUCAUCCUCUCCGCACUCAUCGCCUUCCUCUGGACCCGAACGGCUUACUCAGAGUUCCAGCUCCUCAUCGGUGUCUCAGCCGACACGAGCUUCCUGCAGCACAUCACCUACAUCUCCAUGACGCACUCGGAACUUAUCAAAUCCCUAGACACCGUGCGAGCCUGGCACUCCGGACCGCGCAGGAUUGUGGAGGUGGAUAUCGUGAUGGACCAGAACAUGACGCUCAAGGACACGCAUGAUGUGGCGGAGGAGCUGCAGAUGAAGCUGGAGAGUCUGCCGGAUGUGGAGCGGUGUUAUGUGCAUGUGGAUUAUGAGACGAGUCAUGCGCCGGAGCAUUUCUGGAAGAAGGAGCUUUAG
This is a messenger RNA of Saxophila tyrrhenica, 1374 nucleotides long. RefSeq lists its product as uncharacterized. Gene Ontology annotation, molecular function: monoatomic cation transmembrane transporter activity. The transcript has 2 exons. Bases 1 to 1374 code for a protein of 457 amino acids. Gene Ontology annotation, cellular component: membrane. The record is from RefSeq and is a predicted model, not a curated record. Gene Ontology annotation, biological process: monoatomic cation transport; transmembrane transport. NCBI's taxonomy places the organism in Eukaryota, Fungi, Ascomycota, Dothideomycetes, Mycosphaerellales, Extremaceae.